This is a messenger RNA of Sinocyclocheilus anshuiensis, 1792 nucleotides long. Its product is annotated as mucin-5AC. The record is from RefSeq and is a predicted model, not a curated record. The coding region runs from base 31 to 1347 and encodes 438 amino acids. The transcript has a single exon. Lineage: Eukaryota; Metazoa; Chordata; Actinopteri; Cypriniformes; Cyprinidae.
CUUCUAGAUUGAGUGACUUUUCCAGCCAGUAUGCUCACCAUGAGGCUUAUUUUUAGCAAUUUGCUUCUGUUUCUUGCUCUCGGACCCUGUUUCAAGUCCACUGAUGCACAAGAGACAACAACAGAGACAGAUGCAAACAUCACCAUCACAUUACCGAACAAUGACACUGUGGAGUCAAAGUUAAGUUCUGAAAUCACCAUCACCACAUCUGAAAAUACAAUUACUCUACUACAGACAGAAACGGAUCCGCAUAAUCCAGAAACCACACUUGUUAAUCAAGUAAGCACCAUGCUUGAGAAACCAGCAUUUGAGAGUACUCCACCACUCAGUACUGAGAUCGAACAAACAUCACCAGAAUCUGUUCCUGAAACAACAACUGUACAAACAGAGCAGACCACAGUGACCACCCCUACUGUGCCUGUUAAUGUGGAAACAACAGUGACUGAACAAAUAACUUCAGACGCCCCAAGCACAAGCCAAUAUGAAACAAUUGUUGGCUUCACUGAGUUAACCAGUCCUACAGAACGUCCUAUAGAUGAAAUCACCACAGCAGCUGUGGCCAUGACCACUGAUUCAACAGAAGCCCUCGAUCCCACAUCCUUCCUGAUUGAAUCCCCAGCAGACUGGUCUGAGUCUCCGUCCAUCAUCUCCAACCCUGUGGACACCAGCACUGAAACCUCCACUACAAGUCUAACAUCAACUUCUCAGCUCCCUCAAAAUACUGCUGCACCCGUGCACCCGUACUCGAAGUUUGAUGAAGAAUCAGUCUCCAACCAUUUCACCCCCACCACCACCAGCGUAAUUAUCGAGGAAAGCAGUCUGCCCAUACAAACCAGCUGGUUAUUAAUAAUGAUAGUGUGUGUGGCCAUUAUUUUUGUGCUAUGUGUGGGCAUGAUUCUGUUCGUCCAGUGGCGAAAGAAAAACGCCUCAAGAAAUUUCGGCCCCAUGUAUGUAGACGGACAAAGUAAACGGUCCAAGAAGAAAAAAGGGGGGGAGGAUGAUGCAUGGGCGGGGCCUGUCAAUCUGGAAGCGGGAGCUGAAUGUGAUGCUGAGGUACAGGAUGGUCUUCUGCCUAAUAAUGGGAAACCGGAUGGAGAUGAUAUGAUGCUCAGCACAUUCGCCGCUCUGGAUGCAGGAGACAUGUCUAAUGGUGGAGUGGGUGGGGACGGUACCAAGGAGGCUAAGAAAUGGGAGGAGCAGGAGCCUUUGAUUUACAUAGAUGAGGAUGUGAAUGAAGACAAGACAGGAAAAACACUGGCAGAGAACGAGACACUGAAAGGAGAUGAAAAAAGUGAAGAGAAGGGGAUGAAUGGAGGAGAAACAUUCUGUCUCACCACAGCUGUUUAAAAGUCUUCUGUUGACUAAAUGAACAUUAAGGGAUUAAUAGGAAUGACUUCUUGAUUACAUAAUCUUGUAUUACGUAAUUUGUGUUAUACAAGGACUAAGUAAUAUAGUUUUUAUAUAUUAUCUGAUGAUCGCAAUUCAUUAUCAGCAAUGGUGCAACGUAUGAUGAUGCUCUAAAAUUCCUACUCAUUUUCCUCAGUUGUUUUAUACUUAAAAGUGCGGUAAUAUUAGCCAAAUUUCCGCGAAAUUUUGCAAGCAAAAUAUCCGUUGUCUACUGUCAAUAGUGUACUGUAGUUGUGUGAAGCACAGGUCAUAGACGUUAACCUUCGAACCAAGGAGAGUUCUAUAAACAGCAAAAUCACAUGACCAACCAGUGGUGGAUAAAGAACUUGAAAGCCACACUUGAGUAAAAGUACAGAUAUCUUACCAGAAAAUGACUUUGGUAGAA